Paramuricea clavata is the source of this 3302-nucleotide messenger RNA. Lineage: Eukaryota; Metazoa; Cnidaria; Anthozoa; Malacalcyonacea; Plexauridae. The record is from the annotation of a GenBank genome assembly.
AUGGAGACAGCUGGUGCCUUAACGAUCUUUGAAAGAUCAUGCGCUACAAAGGGGCUGAAAUACAAAGAUAUGCUUGGAGAUGGUGAUUCGUCCACUUAUAGUGCUAUUCUAGAAAGUAAACCCUAUGGAGAGGACUGUAUACCCAGCAAACUAGAAUGUAUUGGGCAUGUCCAGAAGCGAGUCGGAAGCAGACUGCGGAGGCUAAAGAGUUCGAAUAAAGGCAGAAAACUCUCAGAUGGCAAAGGAAUAUCUGGCAAAGGUCGCCUAACUACUGGAAAGAUGGAUGUUCUCCAAAAUUAUUAUGGCUUGGCAAUAAGAGAAAACCUUGAUAAUGUUGAAGAAAUGGCUAAGGCUGUAAAAGCGUCUCUUUUCCACGUUGCGUCAACAGAAGAGAACCCGCAGCAUCAUCUUUGCCCGAAAGGUGAGGACAGUUGGUGUGGCUAUCAAAGAGAUUCCAAAACAUACAAACAUAAAAAUGGUAUUCCAAAGCCCAUUGUUGAGUUGGUUGAGCCUAUAUUUGAUGAUUUGGCUGACCCAGCUUUGUUAAAGAAAUGCACCCAUGGCUUGACCCAGAAUCCGAAUGAAUGUUUGAACGGGAUCAUCUGGGACAGAUGUCCAAAGACUACAUAUGUAGAGCAGGAAACUGUAGCUCUUGCCACCUACCUAGCAGUCCUAAAGUUUAAUGAUGGGGACAUAUCAUAUCUUAAAAUUCUGGAAGACUUAGAUAUAACGCCUGGGUUCUUCACUUGUAAAGGUGCCAAAGACUGCGACAGAGCGAGGAUCAAGCUGUCGGCCAGAAAGAGCUCAGAGAAAGUCAAGUCAAGAAGGAAAUCACUGAGACACUUCAGGAAAAAGUUUCUGGAUAAUGCUGAGGACAAGGAAGGGGUAACAUAUGAAGCAGGUAGCUUCUAAACCUUUAUGUUGUGAGAAAAGCAUGAACGAAAACUUUAGAUUGGAUUUUCUCAUUUUCGCAAUUUGGCAUGUGUAAGUGAUCUUUGUGACACUGUAAUAUUGUAACUAUUUACUGCAGGGAGUUGAUAUUUGGCAUACUUACUAACUGUAACAUCAUCUAUUAUGUGAAACUCUUCAAUUUUCAAUACUAAUCAUCCUUAAUGAAUUAUAGGCGAAUUUCCUUCAUAAUUGCCGGAUUAAGAGUUGCAAUAAUUGAAAAAUUCCAAAAUAUGGCUCUAAUUUUUUUUAAAGAUAUUUCAAGAAAAUUGAAGAGUUUCACAUAAUAGGUCAGGUUCUAAGCUUUUCAAAAAUAUAUUAUUUAUUUUAUUCUGAUGACUGGUUCUUGAGAUAUAAUGUUUACGAUGCUAAGCAAUUACCGGUUAAUUAACGGCUGCCAUAUUGGAUAAUUAGUGUAAUUAACGACUUUGUGAAAAUUUUUUUGCAUUGGUCAUUUUCUGUCACCUGUCCCUUUCAGAAAAUCAUAUUUUUGCAUAAAUCUACUUAAAAAUGAAAAAAAAAGUUUCCAGAGGAGAUGACCACCUUUUAAAAACAAUCGAUUUCAAAAGAAAUUAAUAAUGCAGAACACAAAUAUAUGAAUAUGGGUUCCCCCCCACUUAUCGAUCUUUCGACGCCUAUGCGACCCCUAGAAUAUAGACCUUACUGGGGUUUGGUGACACUUUGUGUUGCUUCAGUCACCUGCUCACGGCUCACCCCCCCUAAAAUUUCUGGCACCACCCCAGUAAAAAAUAUGAAAAUCCGUCUGUGGAUACUGUCCAUCAUGGUAUUUAAUAAAUAAACUAGAAAAUAUGAUAUUGGGAGGAUUGCAAACGAUGGUUUGUUUCAUAUCUUACUAAUAGGCAACAUUGUGUGUCUGUUAAUAAUAUAAUGUGUAAUUGCCAUGAAGUAAAUGGUGGUAUACCCCAAGGACCUGUUUUGGGCCCCCUCUUAUUUAUUUUAUAUAUCAACGAUUUUCAUGAAUGCUCAGACCUAUUUGAUUUCCAUCACCUUGCUGAUGACUCAAAGGCAAUUUAUUUUAUGAAACCAAGAACAUAUCAGUCUUAGAAUCUAAUAUUAACAAAGAGUUGGAUAACAUCCACGUCUGGUUAUGUGCAAAUAAAUUAUCCCUAAAUAUUGAAAAAUCAAAUUUUGUUGUCUUACAUCCCUACCAAAAAACCCUGAGAUAGACAUGCAUAAAUCUUAGUAUUUCUAGUAGAUACCUUAAAAAGGUUCAUUAUAUUAAACAUCUUGGAAUUUUCAUUGAUUCCCACCUAUCUUGGAAAUAUUAGGUCAACCAUAUUACAAAAAAAUUAAAAGAGGUAUUGGUAUUCUUUCUAAAGUUCGUUACUUAGUAAAUACUGAUAUCCUUGUAAAGUUGUAUUAUGCCAUUAUUUAUCCAUUUUUACUCUAUGCUUUAAUAAUCUGGGGAAAUACUUACUCAACUACAUUUAAACCACUAGUUGUGUACAAAAAAAGCCAUUCGCAUUAUAACUUUUUUCCUUUUGAUGAACAUUCGAAUCCAAUCUUUCAGCGCCUUCGACACAUAAAGUUAACUGAUCCGAUCACAUUAUUUAUGACAAUGUUCAUGUAUAAAUUUCAUAAUUGCUUUCUGCCUUUAAAUUUCAACGAUUACUUCGCACAUGUGCAUCAGUUACAUUCACAUAAUAAAAGACUUGCGUCGAGACUUUGUUUAUCAUUACCUAAACCCAGGACAAAUUUUGUUUAUUUAACAAUAGAUAUCGGGGUGUCAAGGUGUGGAAUGCACUCAGCGAUUUUGACAAAUGACUCCCAUUUACACAGCUCAAACGAAAUCUUAAAAGCUAAUUUUGUUGAUUCAUAUUAACGUUUUCUUUAAAUAUUUCAGAAACUAGUCUUUUAUUUUAUUUCUUUUUUGGUUCUUAAUAUCCUACUCUAUUAAUUUAUUUUAUUAUUAUUCGGUAUUUUUGGCCUGCAACUCUGAUUAGCCUACUGGUUAAUUUGGAGAGCCGGCUUCACUCCUGAUUAUGUAUAUUUCUACUCAACGCAUUGAGUUAAUCGUAUUCAACAUAUUGCAAAGAAGAUUAAUGAAAGGCUUGGUGUCCUUAAACGCAUUUUUAUAUCCAAAUUGCACUCGAAACCAUGCUAUUAUACCUCUACUAAUACGUAUGUUGAUCUUCAUGCCUUAACAAGUCCAUAUCGUGAUCUACUAGACCAUUUAUACAUUUAUACACGUAAACACAUCUCCUUUGGUAACGUCUCUUUUCUAGCCACAUCCACUUAAGUGUGGUUAGGGCAUCCGAUGCAGAUGAGUAUAGGGGUCUGUCUAGAAUGAGUUUGGCAGCCUUAUUUUGCAAAGUUUGUAGGCUAGACAUUAG